AUGCUGCUGCCCGCUCUCGCACUGUCCUCCGCCUUCCUGGCUCCGCACGCCGCGUCGCGCGCCCUCUCCACGUCCAAGGUCGCCAUGAAUGGCGGCAAGGGCUUCGGCGGUGGCGAGGCGACGCGAGAUCCGGCGCCGACCGUGAUUGACCCGAACGACCCAAAGGGUAAGCAGCAGGCGAUCCACAAGGCGGAGUCCUUCGCCGAGUACCUCGCCAAGCGCUCGGCGGGCGGCGGCGCGGCGCCGUCGGCCGUGGGCAGCGUGGUUCCGGCGCCAAACGCUGGAACCGCGCUGGUCAGUGAUUUCACCUGCACGUGGCUGUCGGCCUCCGAGAAGGCUGCACUCAAGGCGACCGCUGACGCGUUGUCUGCGCCGAACAAGGGGUUCCUCGCCAGCGAUGAGUCGGCAGGUCCGUGGCUGCGAGCGGGCCACGUCGACGCUGCAAAGGUGGAGGACACGGCCGAGAACCGGGCGGCGUAUCGCUCGAUGCUAUACCAGGCGCCAGAUGCCCCCGGCUUGUCGGAGCACAUCUCCGGCGUCAUCCUGCACUGGGAGACGCUGUUUCAGUCGGACGCGGCUGGCAACAAGAUGGUCGACCUGAUCACGCGCAACGGCAUGAUCCCGGGCAUCAAACUCGACAAGGGUUACGACACGGCGGGCAUCCCCGGCACGGCGGUGGGGCCACUCGGGCACCCAGAGACAUGGGACAAGGGCAUCGACGACCUCGACGCGCGGUGCAAGCAGGCGUACGCGCAGGGAGCACGCUUCGCCAAGUGGCGCAACGUGCUGCAGAUCGACCCGGUGCAGGGCCUCCCCUCCGACCUCGCGAUCACCCUCUGCGUCCACAACUUGGCGCAGUACGCAGUAAUCUGCCAGAGGAGCGGCCUCGUGCCCAUCGUCGAGCCGGAGAUCGUGCCCAACGGAGACCACGACAUUUCCGCGUGCGCCGUCGCCACCGAGCGGGUGCUGGUGGCGCAGUUCGAGGCGCUCAAGGCGCACGGAUGCUACCUCGAGGGCGCCGUCCUCAAGCCAAACAUGGUCAAGAAUGGCCUGACGGGCCCAAAGGCGACGCCCGAGGAGAUCGCGGCGGCGACCGUGACGGUGCUCAAGCGGACGGUGCCGGUGGCGAUGCCCGGCAUCUUCUUCCUCUCGGGCGAGACCGCACUCGACGAGGACAACGAGGAGGAGGCAACCAAUAACCUCAACGCAAUCAACCGGCUAUACCCCGACCUGCCCUGGUCCGUUUCCUUCUCGUACGGCAAGGCGAGCCAAAAGACGACCAUCGUCACGUGGAUGGGCGACACGGCGAACGACCCCGCCGCGCAGCAGGCCAUCCUGGCGCGCUCCAAGGCCAACGGCGACGCGUGCCAAGGGAAGUACGUCAAGGGCUCCUGCGCCUCGGUCGGCGUGGAUGGCAACAUCCUGCAGGCGGCAGGAGCCUACUGA
Messenger RNA from Emiliania huxleyi CCMP1516, 1446 nucleotides. RefSeq names its product fructose-1,6-bisphosphate aldolase (gene FBA1a). Gene Ontology annotation, cellular component: cytosol. The coding region runs from base 1 to 1446 and encodes 481 amino acids. Gene Ontology annotation, molecular function: fructose-bisphosphate aldolase activity. The record is from RefSeq and is a predicted model, not a curated record. Lineage: Eukaryota; Haptophyta; Isochrysidales; Noelaerhabdaceae. Gene Ontology annotation, biological process: glycolytic process; fructose 1,6-bisphosphate metabolic process. The transcript is spliced from 2 exons.